AUGGCGCCCGUAAAGAAGGAGAAAGAAGAAAUGAGCGCUUUUGAGCGAAGCCGUCUCGCCAAUAUCGCCACAAACCAAGCAAUCGUCAAGGACCUCUCCUCUGCCGCAGCGAAGAUUGCGCCCAAACCCAUCGCACGACCGAAAUCCGCUGCUCCACGCAAAAAAGCGACGCCUGUAAAGAAAGAGAUUACCAGACCCUCGAGGACUAGUUCACGGUUGGCGGGUAUCGAGGCAGACAGCGAGACGCAGAAGCGCAAGGCCGAGGUGGAAUAUGAGUUUGCGGCAGAGCAGGCUAAGGCGAAGAAGCAGAGAGUUACGGGGGAUCUGAACUUCAGUGAUAUUGUCGUGGAUGGGAAGAAAUACCGUAGGGAUGAGGGGUUCUUGUCGGGAAUUAUGCGGGGUGCGCAGCCGAAUGUAAGGACUUUCACUGAGGAGGAUGUGAAGGAGACUACGGAUGAGGGAUUGAAGGCUUUGAGGGAGACAAUGAGUGGCUUAGAGUUGUAUGAGGGAUAUGAGCCGAAUCAAAUCAAAAUCACUCCUGAGCGCAUCUACUCGCUUGGCUUCCAUCCUUCCGAAGACAAAGCACUGAUUUUCGCGGGUGACAAGCUGGGGAAUAUGGGCAUUUUCGAUGCUUCUCAAACCGGACCAGAAGCCAAGGUCGAGGACAACGACGAGGAGGAGGAGGAAGCAGACACUCCCGAGCCAGCUAUCACUGCUUUGAAGCUGCAUUCGAGAACAAUCACUUCGUUCGUCUUCCCGGCUGACGGAAACCACUUAUUUUCAGCUUCGUACGACUCUUCAGUGCGCAAAUUUGAUUUGCAAAAAGGUGUAGCCGUGGAAGUCUUUGCGCCCGCAUCAGCGGAUGAGGAGUUGCCGAUUUCAUGUAUAUCUAUCCCGGCUUCCGACCAAAAUUUUCUGUAUUUUUCGACGCUCGAAGGCUCGUUCGGUAGAUACGAUUUGAGGACCAAGCCUGCCGAUGCCGAGAUUUGGCAGCUCACCGACAAGAAACUAGGAGGGUUUUCCAGCCAUCCGUUGUACUCGCAUUUGAUCGCAACAGCUUCUCUGGAUCGAACUCUGAAGAUCUGGGACCUGCGGAGCAUCAAAGGGAAAGGAGAAUCGAGAGCUCCAGCGCUCAUGGGCGAGCACACCUCCCGGCUGUCUGUAUCCCAUGCUUCAUGGUCUGCCGGAGGUCACGUUGCAACAUCCUCAUACGAUGAUACGAUCAAGAUUCACUCUUUCCCUCAGGCCGGAUCAUUCACGCCUGGGCAGGAUUUCGACGAUGAUGCUAUGGCACCCGCUGCUACUAUCAAGCACAACAAUCAGACCGGCCGUUGGGUCACGAUUUUGAAACCCCAAUGGCAAGAAAGACCUGACGAUGGCAUUGACAAGUUCGCUAUCGGCAACAUGAACCGUUUUGUCGACGUGUAUAGUUCAAGCGGAGAACAGUUGGCCCAACUGAGUGGAGAAGGAAUCACUGCUGUGCCGGCAGUUGCGCAUUUUCAUCCCACGAAGAACUGGGUUGCCGGUGGAACCGCGAGUGGAAAGCUGUGUCUUUGGAUGUAA
Messenger RNA from Drepanopeziza brunnea f. sp. 'multigermtubi' MB_m1, 1563 nucleotides. RefSeq lists its product as uncharacterized. Gene Ontology annotation, cellular component: nucleus. Gene Ontology annotation, biological process: regulation of DNA damage checkpoint. Gene Ontology annotation, molecular function: DNA binding; protein binding. The record is from RefSeq and is a predicted model, not a curated record. Lineage: Eukaryota; Fungi; Ascomycota; Leotiomycetes; Helotiales; Drepanopezizaceae.